Messenger RNA from Lampris incognitus (smalleye Pacific opah), 3801 nucleotides. It is a transcript of the gene rasgrf1, whose product is annotated as Ras protein specific guanine nucleotide releasing factor 1. Gene Ontology annotation, biological process: positive regulation of GTPase activity; Ras protein signal transduction. NCBI's taxonomy places the organism in Eukaryota, Metazoa, Chordata, Actinopteri, Lampriformes, Lampridae. Gene Ontology annotation, cellular component: plasma membrane. The record is from RefSeq and is a predicted model, not a curated record. Gene Ontology annotation, molecular function: guanyl-nucleotide exchange factor activity; protein binding. The transcript has 27 exons. Bases 1 to 3801 code for a protein of 1266 amino acids.
AUGCAGAAGGGAAUACGACUCAACGAUGGUCAUGUCACCUACCUGGGGCUUCUAGCGAAGAAGGAUGGUGCGAGGCGCGGGUGCCUGAGCAAGAAGAGCUCGGACACCACAAAAUGGCACACGAAGUGGUUCGCUCUGCUGCAGAACGUGCUGUUUUACUUCGAGAACGAGUCCAGCUCCCGACCCUCGGGACUGUACCUGUUGGAAGGCAGCGUCUGUGACCGGGCGCCGUCACCGAAGCCCUCGCUGUCGGCCAAGGAGGGCUUGGAGAAGCAGUACUAUUUUACCGUCAGCUUCACUCACGAAAACCAGAAGGCCCUCGAGCUGCGCACGGAGGACGUCAAGGACUGCGACGAAUGGGUGGCCGCCAUUUCCCAUGCCAGUUACAGAAACUUGGCGACUGAGCAUGAGUCGCUCAUGCAGAAGUAUCUUCACCUACUUCAGAUUGUGGAGACAGAGAAAACGGUUGCCAAGCAACUUCGACAACAGAUAGAAGAUGGGGAAAUAGAGAUCGAAAGGCUUAAGUCAGAGAUUGCUGGACUGCUCAAAGACAAUGAAAAGAUCCAGCCCGACGCUACGGCGCCCCCCAGCGACGACGACUCGGAGAUCAAGAAGAUCAAAAAAGUCCAGAGCUUCCUGCGAGGCUGGAUCUGCAGGAGGAAAUGGAAGACCAUCAUCCAGGACUACAUCCGCUCGCCGCAUGCAGAGAGCAUGAGGAAACGGAACCAGGUGGUGUUCAGCAUGGUCGAUUCGGAGGCCGAGUACGUCCAGCAGCUUCACAUCCUGGUGAACAACUUCCUGAGGCCACUGCGCAUGGCGGCCAGCUCUAAGAAGCCCCCCAUCACCCACGACGACGUCAGCAGCAUAUUCCUCAACAGUGAAACUAUCAUGUUUCUACACCAGAUAUUUUAUCAGGGCCUAAAAGCGAGAAUAGCAAGCUGGCCAACGCUGGUGUUGGCGGACCUCUUUGACAUCUUGUUGCCCAUGUUGAACAUCUACCAAGAGUUUGUGAGGAACCACCAGUACAGCUUGCAGAUCUUGGCCCACUGCAAACAGAACCGGGACUUCGACAAGCUGCUGAAGCAGUACGAGGCCAAACCCGACUGUGAAGAGAGAACCCUGGAGACGUUCCUCACCUACCCCAUGUUCCAGAUCCCCCGCUACAUUCUUACUCUCCAUGAGCUGUUGGCCCACACACCCCACGAACAUGUAGAGAGAAACAGUCUGGAUUAUGCCAAGUCGAAGCUGGAGGAGCUCUCCAGAAUCAUGCACGAUGAGGUGAGCGAGACGGAGAACAUCAGGAAGAACCUGGCCAUAGAGCGCAUGAUCGUAGAAGGUUGUGAGAUACUCCUUGACACCAGCCAAACGUUUGUAAGACAAGGGUCUCUCAUCCAGGUCCCGAUGAGUGAAAAGGGCAAGAUCACCCGUGGGCGACUGGGCUCUCUGUCUCUGAAGAAGGAGGGGGAAAGGCAGUGUUUCCUCUUCUCCAAGCAUCUGAUCAUCUGCACCAGGGGUUCUGGGGGAAAGCUUCAUCUCACCAAGAGUACUAAAUACAUACUUUUAUGUUGUCAGAAUGGAGUGGUCUCCCUCAUAGACUGCACUCUCAUGGAGGACCCGGAGGGGACAGAUGACGAGUCCAAAUCAGACAAGGGCGGCCAGGACAUGGAGCAUCUGGACUUCAAGAUAGUGGCAGAGCCUAAAGACAGCCAGUCAUUCACCGUCAUCCUUGUGGCCUCCUCCAGGCAGGAGAAGUCCGCUUGGACCAGUGACAUCAGCCAGUGCAUAGACAACAUCCGCUGCAAUGGGCUCAUGAUGAAUGCCUUCGAGGACAACUCCAAGGUCACUGUGCCGCAGAUGAUUAAGUCAGACUCGAGCCUGUACUGCGAUGAUGUGGACAUCCGCUUCAGCAAGAUGAUGAACUCCUGCAAGGUGCUGCAGAUCCGCUACGCCAGCGUGGAGCGCCUGUUGGAGAGGCUGACUGACCUCCGUUUCCUCUCCAUCGACUUCCUCAACACCUUCCUGCACUCCUAUCGGGUGUUCACCAGCGCCGACGUGGUGCUCGACAAGCUCAUCACCAUCUACAAGAAGCCAAUCAGUGCCAUUCCUGCUCGGUCCCUGGAGUUGUUCUUUGCCAGUAGUCAGAACAAUAAACUCCUAUAUGGAGAGCCUCCCAAGUCCCCCAGGGCCAGUCGAAAGUUCUCCUCCCCUCCUCCCUUGGCCAUUGCCAAAAAUACAUCCCCAAACCGCCGGCGUAAGCUCUCCCUCAACAUCCCCAUCAUUACUGGUGGAAAAGCUCUCGACUUGGCUGCCCUGAGCUGCUCCUCUAAUGGCUAUGCAAGCAUGUACUCCUCCAUGUCCCCAUUCAGCAAGACCUCCCUGGACAUCCACAAACUCUACGUGUCCAGCUCUAUCACCAGCAAAAUCCCAGAUGAGGGGGAAGGCAAAGCAGACAAGCUAGAGGAAACUCCUGUGUGCAAACAAGAUCUCUCUGUACGGGAAGAAAGCGACAAUGACCAAAACCAGAGUGACGACGCAGACCCGGAAAGCUCUCCCACCAAGUCACCCACCACCCCCAAAAACAUCAAGUGCACAAACUCCUCAGAGUUUUCACUGUUCUCCUACAACAACGGCAUGGUGAUGUCGUCCUGUCGAGAGCUGGACAACAAUCGCAGCGCACUGUCUGCAGCCUCCGCCUUUGCCAUAGCUACAGCAGGAGCCAACGAGGGCACACCUACCAAGGAAAAGUAUCGACGCAUGUCCCUCGCCAGCACAGGCUUCCCGACAGAUCAGAGAAAUGGAGACAAGGAGUUUGUCAUCAGAAGGGCAGCGACCAACAGGGUCCUGAAUGUCCUGAGACACUGGGUGUCCAAACACUCUCCGGACUUUGACAGUAACAAUGAGCUAAAGUCAAAGGUUAUUGCCUUCUUGGAGGAAGUGAUGCAUGACCCUGAGCUCUUAACCCAGGAGAGGAAGGCCGCAGCCAAUAUCAUUAGGACUCUCACUCAGGAAGACCACAGUGACAAUCAGAUCAGCCUCGAAGAGGUGAUACAGAUGGCAGAGGGAGGCAAGGCUGAGCCCUUCGAGAACCACUCCGCUCUGGAGAUCGCGGAGCAGCUGACCCUGCUGGACCACCUGGUCUUUAAGGUCAUCCCGUACGAAGAGUUCUUCGGACAAGGCUGGAUGAAGAACGACAAAAGUGAAAGGACGCCGUAUAUCAUGAAAACGACAAAGCAUUUCAACGACAUAAGCAACCUAAUUGCCAUGGAAAUCCUGCGCUGUGAUGACACGGCCACACGGGUGGCGGCCAUCGAGAAAUGGGUGGCCGUGGCCGACAUCUGCCGCUGCCUCCAUAACUACAACGCCGUGCUGGAGAUCACCUCCUCCCUCAACCGGAGCUCCGUCUUCCGCCUAAAGAAGACUUGGCUCAAAGUCUCCAAGCAGACAAAAGCGGUCAUCGACAAGCUACAGAAGUUGGUCUCAUCGGAGGGGAGGUUCAAAAACCUGAGAGAAGCUUUGAAGAACUGUGAUCCUCCCUGUGUGCCAUAUCUGGGGAUGUACCUUACUGAUCUGGCUUUCAUUGAGGAGGGCACACCGAACUACACAGAGGACAACUUGGUUAACUUCUCAAAAAUGAGGAUGAUUUCCCACAUCAUCAGGGAAAUCCGACAAUUCCAGCAAACAGCCUACAAGAUUGACCAUCAGCCAAAGGCGGCCCAGUAUCUGCUUGACAAGAGUUCUGCACUGGAUGAGGAGAGCAUGUAUGAAGCCUCGCUCAGAAUCGAGCCUAAAGUGGCCAACUGA